CUGCAAUAAUGUCUUGGUCAAGAAUUCUAAUGCUGUGCUGGGAAAUAGCACUGUGCAUAUCGGCGAUUAAAGGAGGACUACCAACGUUAUGGCCCGCUGGACUAUACGGUUUGCCUCAAGCAAAAUCCGGCUGUCCAGACACCUCAAUGUACUUCUCAUGGUCCACAGGGACACUACACCAGGCCCUUGGUCCUCACAGCUCCAUCCUCCCCGCCGAUUCUCAUUUAAAGGCAAAAGUAACAAACCAAGGCGUCGAAAGAUCAUUUUGUUUUAAAAAUUCAACAUCUAUGGACAGCAUGAGACCUGUUUGGCCAUCAGGCAGUUAUUGUAUAUACAUGAAUUCGAACAAUUGUCCACUAGGACUUAAGAAAGGGUAUUUAAUGUGGACUCAGGCUUUCGGCCAAGGGAACAAUUAUCAGACAGGAGACGUGCCAAAGGGACACUAUAAUACAACGUCUACCAAGAUAUAUUAUUGCUGCAGGACGAGCGGGUAUUCCUCUACUCCGAUAGUUCUGCCGAUAACAUCGCCGUUUCUAUUGCUUACAAGUUCAAAGRAUCAUCUCUGUCAAAAUGUUCGACAAACAAUUCAUAGACGAGAGUCUAUAGGUUACGACGUCAAUGAGACCAGUUUGUUUACAACAGCUACGCCCCAUCCAUACUACACGAAGGGAAACAAUGUCAUGUCUAUAAAUUAUUGCUAUUAUCAAGCUUGCCAAUGGACGUACAAUGAGCUGUCAGGAACCAUUACAUCUCCUUUCUACCCUAAUAACUAUAAAAACCAUCUUGAUUGUCAAUGGACCAUUCAAGUGCCAAAGAACUAUCAYAUCACAUUGUAUUUUCACGUCUUUGUCCUCGAAUCUUCGUUAUCCUGCAAUCUAGCCUGCACCUGCGAUAAACUUGAAGUGACGUUUAAAUCCGAAGGAUAUACUUCCGCAGUCACAAAUAAAUACUGUGAGAAACUCAUUCAUUAUCCUCCUAACAAACUAAGCACGUAUUCUAACAUGGUAGUGUUGAACUUUCAUUCUGAUGGAAACAUUAUUGCAMAGGGAUUCAAGAUAUCGUAUGCGUCUUUUCGCGUCGCUGAAGAUACSACAACGACUACUGCUGCACCAACAACUAGCGUAAACGUAACCACAACAUUGUCAACGAAUAACACAAGCAAAGCAACAACAACAGCGACAACUAUUGCAAGUACAACUGCAAGUACGAGUUCAUUCAUGUCCAGUACACCGAAAGAAAGUUCGACGACUGGAUCUUUUUCCGAGCAAUAUGUCCAUCUUUCAACUGRUCAUGUUGCCGCUGUGACUCGCAAAGAUAAGMGGGAAGGCUCAAGUUAUCUCAAGGCACUGGCUAUUGCCGUURGUGCGUSCGURGUKUKUCUUGCAUURUGUGGCGUWGGAUUCCUAGUUUAUUGCAGAAGGAACAAAGGCAAGACAACUCCUMACAGCUGGCUUAACAUCAGAUAUAGYCGUGAUUCGACUAAAAUGAGAACGUCUACUUUGAGUACAAGCACUAUUGAUAUGUAUGGCGGCGAUGAUGUAGAGAUUAUACCAGAACAAAAAGAAAGCGACAACCCUAUUUACUCAUCAGCCAAUGUUUACAUAAAGUGCAACGAUCUACAAAAGAAAUACCGAGAAGAAACGUCUGAAAACACUCUAUACGCGUCUCCAUACGACCUAAAAUCCAACAAUCCAAUAUACGACAAUAUGCAAAGUGACAACAUCUCUGAUGACAGGAAAACUGAAAAUCCACUUUACGACAGGAUUCUCUGAAUCAAGGUCGAGAAUCAAGGAUUCACUACUUGUAUUGAGGAAGAUCGCCAGCGGAAAUAAACGGUGGUGGACUGCUGGUGCUGGCAUACUGUGAAAAACAUCAAAUAAGUUUAAAUAAAGAAUUCUCUAAUGUAUAUGUCAAGGAUACUKUUAUUUUGUAAAGAAAUAAAUUCAAUAAAAAAGUAAAGGUUUCA
Messenger RNA from Exaiptasia diaphana, 1966 nucleotides. Its product is annotated as deleted in malignant brain tumors 1 protein. The record is from RefSeq and is a predicted model, not a curated record. The transcript is spliced from 10 exons. Gene Ontology annotation, cellular component: membrane. Gene Ontology annotation, molecular function: wide pore channel activity. Lineage: Eukaryota; Metazoa; Cnidaria; Anthozoa; Actiniaria; Aiptasiidae. The coding region runs from base 9 to 1772 and encodes 587 amino acids.